Ilyonectria robusta is the source of this 1197-nucleotide messenger RNA. Its product is annotated as CoA-transferase family III domain-containing protein. Gene Ontology annotation, molecular function: catalytic activity. NCBI's taxonomy places the organism in Eukaryota, Fungi, Ascomycota, Sordariomycetes, Hypocreales, Nectriaceae. The record is from RefSeq and is a predicted model, not a curated record. The coding region runs from base 1 to 1197 and encodes 398 amino acids. The transcript has a single exon.
AUGCUUCCCCUCGACGGUGUAACAGUUGUAAGCUUGGAGCAUGCCAUCGCGGCGCCGUUCUGCACGCGCCAGCUCGCCGACCUGGGUGCACGUGUGAUCAAAGUCGAGCGCCCAGGCGUAGGCGACUUUGCUCGAAGCUACGAUACUCGCGUGCGCGGCCUAGCAUCUCACUUUGUCUGGACCAACCGCUCAAAAGAGAGUCUGGCACUUGAUGUCAAGAACCCCAGGGACUUUGAGGUGCUGAGGGCGCUUCUUGCAAAGGCUGAUGUCUUGGUGCAGAACCUAGCACCUGGAGCUAGCCAGCGCCUCGGGCUGUCCUUUGACGACUUGAAGGAUGAACACCCAGGCCUCAUUGUCUGCGACAUCUCCGGUUACGGUUCAGAUGGCCCUUACCGUGAUAAGAAGGCAUAUGACUUGCUAGUACAAAGCGAGGCCGGCCUCCUCUCUGUGACAGGGACACCGACCGAACCUGCAAAGGUUGGCAUCUCCGUCGCCGACAUUUCGGCGGGGACCUUCGCAUGUCAAAACAUCUUGGCGGCACUGCUGAAGAGAGGCAAGACGGGCAAGGGAUCCCACAUCGACAUUUCCAUGCUUGAGGCUAUGACAGAAUGGAUGUCCUUCCCGCUGUACUACGCCUUUGAGGGAGCCCCAGGCCCAGACCGUGCGGGCGCAGCACACGCAGCGAUCUAUCCGUAUGGGCCGUUUGCAACGAGUGGCGGUGGAUCCGUGAUGCUGGGUAUCCAGAACGAACGGGAAUGGACAAAUCUGUGCGCAAAGGUGUUGGAGAACGCUGAGCUCGCAAAGGACGAGCGGUUUGUCAACAACUCGCAACGGACAAAGAAUCGCGAUGCUCUGAAGGCAAUAAUUCUAGAAGCAUUUUCGACCUUGGAGGCGGAGGAAGUUCUCGCAAGGUUGGACAAGGCAGGCAUCGCCAAUGCAAAAGUCAACGACAUGCAAGGCGUCUGGGACCAUCCUCAGUUACGAGCACGAGGACGCUGGACUGAGAUUGAUACGCCGGCUGGCAAGGUUCCAGCGCUUCUCCCGCCGGGCGCAAAGGAUGCAGACUCUGUGAGAAUGGAUGCUGUCCCUGCGCUUGGCCAGCACAACGCAGCAAUAUUUGAAGAACUGGGCUUCUCCCAGCCCAAUGAUUCGAAGGAAGAGUCAAAAGACACCAUCCUAGACACAUCCUUGGUCUAG